AUGUCUUUUUUCAGGGGCUUAAACUUCAGUAACAUGAACGACGGUGUUGAUUGGGAGAAUGCGGUUCCUCCACACAUCACUGCUCAGAGAAAUAUUGAACGGGCUGCACUUAGGAAUGCGGCGCCUCGCCGGGCAAUGCUGAUGGAUUGGCCGCUACCGGAAGACAUGGGCGCCCCUACAGUUGCGGAGCGUCGACUGGUUCAAUCAACAGCGUCCCCCGGGAGCGGUGCGCCUGAUGUCCGCAGAGCAACGAGGGUUCCGGAGCUGCGUGAGGUUAGGCAGGAAUCGGAGAGGCGCUCGCUGAACCGCUCUCACCCCAAUAGCCACCAUACGCAGUUGCGACCACAAACAUCGCAGCAACUUGUACGCGCCGAUGGAAAUAUUUUCAGUGCACUGUCUGGGAUAGCAAACGAGAUGCUCCAAGCUCAACUCUCGAUGGUGUCUGCGUUCAAUGAUUUUUUUUCAGAGGGGCGUUCCGACGCAAUGAAUGCCAUGGGUGGGACCGCGUCAGCGAGGGUUUUACACGGUAAUGAGGUAACGUCAGUUACUCAACAGCGCUCAGUUCAAAGAGGUCCGAAUUCCGGGGUUCAAGUACGGCGUGUUAUGGUGGCGGCUCAGUCUGUGAAUGGCCAGCGACCACAAGUCGCAGUGCAGGUUGAUGAAUGGUCUGGGCCUCCCGCAACGCGAACAAGGAAUAACAACAGAAGUGGAUCAGAUUUUGAUAUCAUUACUGGUGUUCCCCGCCGCAUUCUCUACAUUUCUAGCUCUGAUGAAGGCACGGGCAGAGGUGAUCCGAGAGGUGGAAACGGUAACGGCUCUCGUGGAGCAGGUGGUGGGUGGGAGAUUGAUGACUUUUCAUAUGAGAACUUACUAAGACUUGACGAUAAUGCGGAGAAGACUGGGCUUCCCGAAGCUCAACUACGCGGGUUGAAGCGCACCACUUAUAAUGCGGCCAAGAGGUCGGGGGCUACAAGGCGCGGUAAUGCAAACCCUGACAAUGCAGAAAAGUGCCCCGUAUGUCUUGAACAACUCGUUGACGGAGCAGAAGUUCAUGAGAUUGCAUGUGGGCAUGUGUCUCACCACAGUUGCAUAAUACCGUGGCUCAGACGCAGCAACUGCUGUCCCACAUGUCGUUAUGAAAUCCCACGACUGAAAAAACGGUGA
Trypanosoma brucei brucei TREU927 is the source of this 1164-nucleotide messenger RNA. RefSeq lists its product as hypothetical. The coding region runs from base 1 to 1164 and encodes 387 amino acids. The record is from RefSeq and is a predicted model, not a curated record. Gene Ontology annotation, molecular function: ubiquitin protein ligase activity. NCBI's taxonomy places the organism in Eukaryota, Euglenozoa, Kinetoplastea, Trypanosomatida, Trypanosomatidae. The transcript has a single exon.